Prorocentrum cordatum is the source of this 619-nucleotide messenger RNA. The record is from the annotation of a GenBank genome assembly. Lineage: Eukaryota; Dinophyceae; Prorocentrales; Prorocentraceae.
GGGCUAGGUAGGUGAAGGGGACGUGGGUACGAGGGAUCGGGACAUUGCAGUGGGGGCGCGCAUCAAGAAAUCAUGUGCUUUUCGUCGGGGCGUCCUGGUUUUUUUUGGCUCCGCGAGCUGCGCGGUAACUUCCCGCAGCCGUUGAAGAAACUGCUGCGUUCAGGGUGCUGUGGGCUUCCCCUCAGGUGCACCUCGCGCGCGGGUUUUCAUGGUUGGGUUUCUUGCGAGGGUUUCUUGCGGCCGCGCCCGCAUUGUUUGGGGAGGGGAUUGGCGGGUCGGUCGCCGGCACGAGGAGGAAUCGGGCGGGCGCCUCUGUUUUGCCGCCCUCGCCGUGCACUACACGGGCACGCUGAAGGAAGGGGGCGCCAAGUUCGACUCCUCUGUGGACAAGGGUAGGCCCUUCGUCUUCAAGAUCGGCAUAGGAGCGGUGAUCAAGGGCUGGGACGAGGGCGUCAUGGAGAUGUCCCUCGGGGAAAAGGCCACGCUGGACAUUUGCUCCGAGUACGCCUACGGCAGCAGGGGCGCCGGUGGCGUGAUACCUCCAAACGCCGCGCUCGUCUUCGAGGUCGAGGUGCUGGCCAUCAACGGGCAGAAGUCCGAGUCGUGGGCCGCCAGGAGC